AUGUCUGGCUUUGGCAGCGGCAGCUUUGGUGGCUUUGGCCAGAGCAACAACCAACAGUCAACUGGCUUUGGCGGCUUCGGAGCCAACAACGCGACCAGCACCAGCACAGGCUUUGGAUCUGGUACUGCUACGAACAGCGCCUUUGGGUCUACCAACAAUACCAACACGAGUGGUGGCCUUUUUGGCAACACUACUGGUGCCUUUGGCGGUGGUGGCACCUCUUCAAGUGGUUUCGGUUCUAACACCAACACAACCUUCGGGGCCUCAAAACCUGCUUUCGGAGCUUCUACGUCUACUGGAGGCGGCCUUUUCGGCUCCAACAACAAUAAUAAUACCAACAAUACUACCCCUUCUUCUGGGUUUGGAGGCUUUGGCGGGAAUGCAACUGCAAGUACGUCGUCUCCCUUUGGAGGAUCUGGCGGAAAUCUGUUCGGCGCCAGCAAGCCUGCCUUUGGCUCCACGACGAACAACACUACCACUGCCACCGGCACCACGUCCUUGUUCGGCGGGAACUCUGGCACCGGCUUCGGUAACAACGCCGCCACCACUGGAGGCUUUGGCGCGUCCCUAAACCCAGGCAUCGGUUCAAAUGUUGGCGACCCUCCUGGCACGGCCAUCACACCGUUCCAAGCGCACCAGGAAAAGGAAACUGCCGGAGCUGGAAAUCAGUCAAACGCGUUCCAAAACAUUCUCUUCCAAGAACCGUACAAGAAGUGGUCUGCGGAAGAGCUGAGACUGGCUGACUACGCACAGGGACGCCGUCAUGGGAAUGCUAGCGGAGCAGGCGCCUUUGGUGUUUCCAACUUUGGCAGCACCGGCUUUGGUGCGACAAACCAGCAGUCUGCAGGUUUUGGAUCAGGUGCUUCGACCGGAGGUGGCUUGUUCGGCGGUGCCAACAACAACACGAAUGCGACGACAGCCACGACCACCGGUUUUGGCGGUGGUUCCGCUGGGGGGUUCGGAUCCGGAGGCGGUCUGUUCGGCAAUCAGCCCAAGCCAGCUACCGGAGGCCUGUUCGGAGGAGGCAGCACGACAACAUCCCAGCCUGCUCAGUCCGGCGGGCUGUUUGGCACAAGUUCGGGGGGUGGAUUCGGCACCACAAACACGUCCAGUGGAUUCGGGUCCACUAACAAUAAUGCCACCGGAGGACUCUUUGGAUCGAACAAUACCGCUGCGAAUCAAGCCAAACCUGCCGGCUUUAGUUUCGGCAAUACCGGGGCCACGACCGGUGGAUUCGGAGCGAGUAACACGAACAGCGCGUUUGGUUCGAACAACACCACCAAUAAUGCGGGCACUGGCGGCGGGUUGUUCGGCAACGCUGGCCAGUCCAACGGAACUGGACUUUUUGGCAACAACCAAGCCCAAAGUCAGCAGCAAGGAACUGGAUCAGUCUUUGGCGGAGGUGGAUUUGGCGCGCAGAAUCAGCAGCAAGCGGGCUCGUCUCUAUUCGGCAACCAGCAAAAGCCGGCCACGGGCGGCGGUGGUCUUUUCGGAGGAGGUGGUACAUCGACUACAGGCGGACUCUUUGGCGCUGGAGGUGCCCCUAACAACUCCUUUGGCGGAGCAGGCACGAACAACUCAAGUGGCGGUCUCUUUGGAUCCAAGCCCGCUGCUACCGGUGGUCUGUUUGGAUCCAAUGCGGCAAGUCAAGGCACGAACGCUAGCGGAGGUCUGUUUGGCGGUAUGGGCACGAAUCCCCAGGCGCAACAGGCAGGCCAAUCUUCUCUGUUCGGUGCCGCCGGUCAGAACCAGGCAAAGCCUGGCCUAUUUGGUACUUCACAGCCCGCCGGCAACAGCUUGUUUGGUGGACAGAACACCCAACAGCAAGGCUCUUCGUUUGGCGGCAAUAACGCACAGCAACAGCACCAAGGCUCUAUUCUCGGUGGCUCCAUCAUGGGCAAUACUCAAGGAAUCAACUCAGGCCCUCAGUCGCUGACAGCCAACAUCACUGAUGUUUCGGCCUUCGGGUCUCCGUCCUUGUUCUCCAACCUCUCAGGUGCUGAGACGCCUAACCCAGGACCGUUGGCCACGCCCCUGUCUAGCAAGUCAAAGCCGAGACGCAGCUCCAUCCUUCCGAUGUACAAGCUCAACCCUGCCUCCGCUGCCCGCUUUGUCACCCCUCAGAAGCGUGGGUUCGGAUUCUCAUACAGCACAUACGGUACCCCUGGCGGUAGCCCAUCCAGCGCCGCUAGCACUCCGGGAGGAGCCAGCCGCAGCCUGUUGGGGUCUUCGAGCCUAAAUCGAAGCUUAAGCAAGAGCGUGUCGACUAGCAACCUGAGGAGAAGCUUCAAUGCUGAAGAUAGCAUCCUCGCACCUGGCGCUUUCUCGGCUAGCUCUGGACCGCGCUACUACGGGAGCAAUGGCAGCGUCAAGAAGCUGAUAAUCAACAAAGACAUGCGCAGCGACCUAUUCUCUACGCCGACCAAGGACAAGCCGUCUGCUGAUCAACUCAAUGGCUCUCGGAAAUUGUCGAAGCGCGUAAGCUUUGACACCAGCACCGUGGAGGCCCCGGAGGCUGACGACGUUGAACCCAUCAACGCCUCGACGCCCAGGGGUGUUCCUCCUCAAGACUUGACUCCUGCUAGCAACAGUGUCAACGGAUCAAAGCCCCCUACCGGAGACUCAGAACAGGUCAAGGGCAAAGAACUCGCCAUCGUUCAUGAAGAGGACGUUUCGUCUCAAAUACCGGCAGUGGCAAACGAUGGUCUCGAUAAGGCCCCUGGCUCAUACUGGAUGAGUCCUACCAAGGAGACUAUCGCUGGCAUGACCAGAAUGCAGCGCCAGAGAGUUGAAAGCUUCACCGUGGGAAGAGACAACGUUGGAUCUGUCAAGUUCAAACCCGAGGUUGAUUUAACCAACAUUGACCUCGAUGAAAUAUUCGGAGGGAUUGUCAUCCUCGAAACCCGCUCUGCGACCGUAUAUCCUAUCGCCGCCAAGAAGCCUCCUGUUGGCAAGGGCUUGAAUGUGCCUGCUCUGAUCUCCUUGGAGCAGUCCUGGCCGCGCGGUAGAGAGAAGCGCCCUGGCCAUGAUGUCAGGCGAGUUGCCAAGCACGUCGAACGUCUCAAGCGCAUAGAGAACACCACCUUCGAAGAGUACAACCCCGAUACUGGCGUUUGGAAAUUCUCGGUCGAGCACUUCACUACUUAUGGUCUGGACUACGACGAGGACGAAGAAGAACCUGAACAGUCGGAUGAUGUCUUGGCUUCUGCAAAGGCUCUCAAAAAUCAGGUGAAGAUGACGCAAGUAGAGCUCACUGGGGGCAUACCUGUAACGACUCUACACGUCGACACCCUCAUGUCUCUUUUCCACGACCAAGACACCACCAGCCCUGCCAACGCACAUGAAAGGCUGGUCUGGGAGCUUGCCAGUAUUCUUUUCGACGGACCCGCCGCCUCUGCCGAUGAAGACCUGGGGAACGAAUCUCGAAAGAGUCGUUUGUCCAAGUUUUGGGCGGCGCUUGUUGAUUCUGCAUCAUCUCGAUCGGUAGCGCUUGCGAGGUCUAGCGAAGAGAAGGCCAUUGCAGCUUUGUCAGGGCACCGCAUCCAAGACGCGUGCAAGUACCUUUUGGAUGGUAACAACUUUCGCCUCGCAACCUUGGUCUCGCUGAUUGGCAGCAAUGAUCAGUCUAAGAAGGACAUCCGCGAACAAAUUAACGAGUGGCAAGACGCCAACUUUCUUUCCGAGUUUGCCGACCCCCUACGCGCCAUUUAUGAAUUGCUGAGCGGCAAUUCAGGCGUGUGCGAGGGAAAGAAAGCAGUACCUCUCGAAGACCGCGUUGAGUCGUUCAUCAUCUCACAACGUUUUGGCCUAGAUUGGAAGCAGGCCUUUGGGCUCAGGCUUUGGUAUUCUAUUUCACCCAAUGAUCACCUUUCGGCAGCCGUUCGUCUGUUUCAGGAAGACAUAGCUCAAGACAGAGAACAGCGUCCUCAGACAUGGUACCUCGAACAAGGUAUACCGGCACUCUGGAACGAUCAACAUUCAGAAGCUCGCGAGGACCUCCUAUGGGGUCUUCUUAAGCUGUAUUCAGAUGCCGAGACUGACUUGGAGGCUGUACUGCGACCGGAGAAUAGUCAGCUGUCGCCUCUAGACAUUCGGCUGUCUUGGCAGCUCAGUCGCGCCCUGCUAUCCACACAUAAGGUAUCCUACGGCCAAAACACGUCUGAGAAGGCCGAUGCUUCGACCAUCGCUUUUGCCGACCAGCUCGUCAGCGAAGGAAGCUGGCUGGAAGCCACGUUUGUCUUGCUGCAUCUCGGCAACCCAGACAUGCGAGCGAAGGCUGUGCAGGAGAAUCUUUGUCGGCAUGCGGCCCUACUGGGAUCCGAGACGGGGAGCAAUUUCACAACUCUUACGCAGACACUCAAGAUACCGCCUCCUUGGAUCUGGGAAGCUCAAGCCCUGUAUAUGAGAGCUGUCAAGAAGGACGCGGCAGCUGAGGUACAUUGUCUACUCCGAGCCGGUUCGUACCUAGAGGCACACAAUGUGCUCGUUCACCAGGUUGCGCCAUCGGCGGUUGUCAGCCGCGAUUACGACGAGCUGGCGGUUACUCUCUCCCGUUUCGAAGGCCACGAUCAUGUCAUUCCUAGUUGGACCCUCGGAGGUGAGGUCUACAAGGCCUUUUUGGAGCUUGUGGGCCGCCGGAAGCAACGGCAGCAAAUUUCCAUGCAAGUGCUCGAUAGGCUUCUGUCCGGCCUGCCAGCUUUGCGAGAGACCACAGUUUUGUCACUCUUCCUUCCGAUGACCCCAGAAGCCUUUUCCGUAGCUCACAAGAACCUCAUCGCCCUUACCAAUACCGCCUUUCCCUCGGCCACUCUUCCCUUCGGACAGUACAAACACAGCCAUACAUUUUUGCUUGAACCUGUGACACCAAACCUCACGAAACUCGGCAUUUGGUCGUUGGGCAAUGCCUCGGUAAUCGUUUAUGAAUCUGGCCUCAUUGCCGCCCUUGCUGGCGUCGACGGCAAUCUCGGCGUCCCUGUCUAG
This is a messenger RNA of Colletotrichum gloeosporioides, 4980 nucleotides long. Its product is annotated as Nucleoporin. The transcript has 5 exons. Lineage: Eukaryota; Fungi; Ascomycota; Sordariomycetes; Glomerellales; Glomerellaceae. The record is from RefSeq and is a predicted model, not a curated record. The coding region runs from base 1 to 4980 and encodes 1659 amino acids. Gene Ontology annotation, molecular function: structural constituent of nuclear pore. Gene Ontology annotation, cellular component: nuclear pore; nuclear pore cytoplasmic filaments. Gene Ontology annotation, biological process: RNA export from nucleus; protein import into nucleus; post-transcriptional tethering of RNA polymerase II gene DNA at nuclear periphery.